This is a messenger RNA of Malania oleifera, 2214 nucleotides long. Its product is annotated as transcription factor ICE1-like. Gene Ontology annotation, molecular function: sequence-specific DNA binding; protein dimerization activity; DNA-binding transcription factor activity. Gene Ontology annotation, biological process: regulation of DNA-templated transcription. The record is from RefSeq and is a predicted model, not a curated record. Gene Ontology annotation, cellular component: nucleus. NCBI's taxonomy places the organism in Eukaryota, Viridiplantae, Streptophyta, Magnoliopsida, Santalales, Ximeniaceae. The transcript has 4 exons. The coding region runs from base 322 to 1983 and encodes 553 amino acids.
AGAAGACAAAAGCAGGGCAAUGAUAUUGCGGGAUAACAACUUUUUGAGGGGCUCAUUUCGUACGUUCAGGGCAAAAUUUUUAAACGCUGAAACCUCGAAGAAAGCUCAAAGCAGAAGCAGAGACAAGAGAGAGAGAGUCACAGAGAUAUAGAUUCAGAUAAGCCACGGCAGAGUUCAACAGAGGAGACCUCCUUUCAGUCCAAUCCAUAACUUUCAAACUUCAAAUUUGCCCCCUCCCCUGUUCAUCGUUUCUCCUCCAAAAUGGAAUUCUGAAAAGCCUACUCCCUUUUCCCUGACCACUGUAGCUUCAAUCUCUGAAAAAUGCUGCCGAGAUUCAACGGCGUUGGGUGGACGGAAGGAGGAGGAGAAGAAGAAGACGCGGUUUCUUGGACGAGAAACGACGCCGGAGAGCACAAGGAGGACGACGAAGACGCCCCCGGAGGCAGUGUUGCACCUUCACUCUUCAGUUUCAAGUCCAUGCUCGAAGCAGACUGGUACGCGAACGACAAUACUAUGAACCCGUCUCACCAUGACCUCCAAACCCUCACGAAUCCCAACCACUGCGAAAUCAAAGACCCAAUUAGCUUCUCUUCGAACCCAAUUUCUGCAGCAGACCAUAGUCUGCUGCUACAGCCGUUAAUGGACUCUUCUUCCUCCUGUGAACAGUCUUACGACCCGUCACUGUCGCAGCCCUCCUUUCCUUUCAAAUCGUGCUUCCCCUCGCUUCUCAACGUUGUCUGCAGUAACAGUUUUGAGAAUGCCUUCGAUUUGGGAUUUCUUGCGCCACUACAGGGUAAUAUUAAUAAUCAACCCCUUUUGAAUUCCUCUGUUUUGGUUGGUUUUUCCGGACAAGGUCAGAUGGGGAAUCCCGAAAUGGGUUCCACAUCGGAGUUUCAGGCCGUCGGUAUGCCGCCUUUUCCCGGCGGCGUCGGAGCAUCGGGCCUUGGGGGGUUUGCUCCGGCGAGUUUUGAGGAUGUGGAGGGUUCAGGGGGUUCUGUGUUUCUCAACAGGUCUAAAGUUUUGAGGCCUCUUGAGGUUUAUCCUCCGGUUGGGGCACAGCCCACGCUCUUUCAAAAGCGAUUGGCUCUUCGGCAGAGCUCAAGUUCUGGUGAGAAAUUGGGGAAUUUCGGGUUUUCGAGUCCCAGAGACGGCGAAGUUUCGACGAGGGCUGAUGGUAGAUGGGGAAAGAGAGAUGUGGAGGAAGAAGAAUUGGGGAAGAAGAGGAAGAUGAAUGAAGAAAGUGAGCUGAUGGAGGAUGCGAGCUAUGAUGUUUCGGGUUUGAAUUAUGAUUCUGAGGAAUUUAAUGAGAAUGAUAAUAAGAUGGAGGAGAUGGAAAAGAAUGGCGGGAGCAAUUCGAAUGCGAAUAGCACUGUUACAUGCGGUGAUCGGAAGGGGAAGAGAAAGGGACUUCCGGCGAAGAAUCUGAUGGCGGAGAGGCGGCGAAGGAAGAAAUUGAAUGAUAGGCUCUACAUGCUUCGGUCUGUUGUCCCCAAGAUUAGCAAGAUGGACAGAGCUUCGAUACUCGGGGAUGCGAUUGAAUAUUUGAAGGAGCUUCUUCAGAGGAUCGCUGAUCUCAAUAACGAGCUUGAUUUGACUCCGCCAGGCUCUUUGCAGCCCCCAAAUACCGGUUUCCACCCUUUGACACCCACCCCUCCUCAGCUGCCGUACCGGGUUAAAGAAGAACUGUGCCCGAGUUCAUUGCCAAGCCCCAAAAACCAACCUGCAAGGGUGGAGGUACGGGUAAGAGAAGGGAAAUCUGUUAAUAUCCACAUGUUUUGUGCCCGUAGACCAGGUCUGUUGCUUUCCACAAUGAGGGCUCUGGAUAACCUUGGGCUGGACAUACAGCAAGCUGUCGUAAGUUGUUUGAAUGGAUUUGCUUUGGAUGUAUUCCGAGCAGAGCAAUGCAGGGAAGGCCAGGACGUCCUCCCGGAGCAGAUCAAAGCAGUACUUCUCGAUUCUGUGGGCAUCCACGGGAUAAUUUAGUGCACUUCGACAACAAGAGAUGGAGAGGUUAGGAAGCAGCUAGUUAGGAAGUAUUUUACCCUCUGCAAUUUGUAAAUGCAACUGGAUCAGUUCUGCCGGUGGAUCGGUGGUCGACGUUUGAUGGGAUUUCUAGGUUUAGUUUAAACUAUCUCAUGUAAUCUGUUAUUGAUGAAGCAAUGUUGCCUUGACAAAUUUCAGUCUUCGAAUAAAUAUCCAUUUUGAUUUGCUCCC